CCUCAGAUCAACAGCAACGGCUCAUAUUUGCUCUAGACGAUAGCGAAACAUAAUACUACAUCUGAGCGUGAAACCAGUGAGAUGCAGGCCACCAUCUCUCGGUCGACGAGACUUGGCAUUCCGAGGACGAUCCGAGCGGUUCUAGACGAACCUUCUUCGUCAACUACUACCGUUCACGGAUGGCUCAGGUCGAUACGGGCACACAAGAACGUAUCUUUCCUAGAAAUAUCGGAUGGGAGCUCUUCCAGAAACCUGCAGGCUGUGGUGAAGGGGUCGCCAAUGAAAGACCUCGAGGGUCUUGCACUGGGAAGCAGCCUGAUUUUGAAGGGAGAAAUGAAAGAGAGUCGUGGAGAUCAGCCUCAUGAGUUGUCCGUGAAGUCCAUCGAAGUUACGGGACAGUCAUCAGCGGCAUAUCCUAUCCAGAAGAAAUACGUACCACCAGACGUCCUACGCGAUCAUGCCCACCUACGGUUUCGGACCGCGAAGAACGGUGCUUUGGCACGAUUACGAGACGCAGCCAUGAGAGAGUGGCAUGAUCAUUUUGAGAAACAAGAAUACGUUCAUAUCCACACUCCGAUCAUGACCAGUUCUGACUGUGAAGGUGCUGGAGAAGCUUUCCGAAUCACUACGGAUCCUAUUACCCCUCCCUCUGCACCUUCAACACAAAAACACGACCCUUUCUUCCCGUCCCCCGCUUACCUCACUGUAUCCUCCCAACUCCACCUCGAGGCCCCGACACACGCACUUUCCCGGACGUACACCCUCUCGCCGACUUUCCGGGCUGAACCUUCUGCCACAUCACGGCACCUCGCCGAAUUCUACAUGCUCGAGGCCGAGUUGGCGUUUGUUGAAACGCUGGAUGACCUGAUGGAUACCUUGGAGACGGCAAUCAAGGACGUCUUGGGGGGCCGAAGGAUGACGAGGGCGAGGCGAGAUCAAGAGGUUAUUGCAAAGAGCUUGAUGGAGGACAAGGCAGAGACGCCGUCAGCGGACGAGGAAACCGAUCCAGUCGAACGGUCAGACAUGUUCGGAAGGAUAUCGGGUAGCGAACCUUUCGGCAGAGUCACAUAUACCGAAGCCGUCGAGAUCCUCAAAGAGAAGCACGUACAGACGCCAUUCGAUUUCCCACCCACCUGGGGCGCAGGGCUUCAAUCAGAGCACGAAAAGUACCUAGCUGGACAGGUUUACCGAGGACCGGUGUUUGUCACCAACUAUCCUCGAAGUCUCAAACCGUUUUAUAUGCGCCUCAACCCCAAAGAUCAUCUCGAUAGGGAAACGGUGGCAUGUUUUGACCUCCUCGUUCCAGGGAUUGGUGAACUGGCUGGUGGAUCGCUCCGUGAAGAACGUCUCGACCGCCUGAUCGAAUCGAUCGACAAGGCAAACAUGAAGCGGGAGGACUACGAAUGGUACCUCGACAUGCGACGAUUCGGGUCCGUCAAGCACGGCGGUUGGGGCAUGGGAUUCGACAGGUUCAUGUGCUGGCUUACGGGGAUCGGCAACGUACGAGACGUCGUCGCUUUCCCCCGUUGGAAGGGACAUUGCAAGUACUAGACAGAGCUGCUACCUCGUGUUCGAUCUUCGUAUGCGUAUGUAAUCUAUAAUACAGUGGUGAUAU
Molecule: messenger RNA, 1615 nt
Organism: Filobasidium floriforme
Lineage: Eukaryota; Fungi; Basidiomycota; Tremellomycetes; Filobasidiales; Filobasidiaceae
Exons: 4
Coding region: 82-1551 (489 amino acids)
Biological process (GO): asparaginyl-tRNA aminoacylation
Cellular component (GO): mitochondrion
Molecular function (GO): nucleic acid binding; asparagine-tRNA ligase activity; ATP binding
Source: RefSeq, a predicted model, not a curated record